GGACCAGUCAUCGGCACGUGGUACAAAGUCCUGGACCGCCUGGUGGUUGGAGGAACUAAAAGUGCUGCCAUGAAGAAAAUGCUGGCUGACCAGUUGUGUUUUGCCCCGUGUUUCCUCGGAGCGUUUAUCUCGAUCUCUGGUGCUCUGAACGGCCUGACGCUGGAGGACAAUGUCACCAGACUGAAGAGGGACUACCCAGACGCCCUCAUCUCAAAUUACUAUCUUUGGCCCGCAGUCCAGAUUGCCAAUUUCUACUUCAUUCCACUUCACCACAGGAUGGCUGUGGUGCAGAUAGUCGCUGUCGCCUGGAACUCCUAUCUGACCUGGAAGGUGAACAAGAUGUGAACAAGAUGUGAACCACAAGUCCAGCUGUCUACAUGAUGAUGAUGAUGAUGAUGAUGAUGAUGAUGAUAAUACACUCAUUUGUAGUGUGUCUGUGUGUCUGUGUGUGUGACGUGGUCUAACUUAGUUCUGCUGAUAUUUCCAAAGUGUAAAACUGUGACUAACUCAUUAUAAAGGUCGGGAGAAAGUGCUUGUCUACUCUGAAUGACACAUUCACACUUGAAAGUCAAACGUUGCAUAAAUGUCUGUGAAAGUUUGUUAUUUAUGGCAGUGGUGUAGCCACACGUACGCACAAUAACACACACACACACACACACACACACACACAUUCACAGCCUCUGCUUACAAAAUAACAAUUUUCUAACCUCUAAUUCAACAAUCGCUUAAUCAUUUUGUGUUGGGAUGAAGAAGAUUUAUUUGAGUUUACAUACUGUAAAUAUAAUAAAAGUUGCAAUUUUC
This is a messenger RNA of Trematomus bernacchii (emerald rockcod), 801 nucleotides long. It is a transcript of the gene mpv17, whose product is annotated as mitochondrial inner membrane protein MPV17. The record is from RefSeq and is a predicted model, not a curated record. NCBI's taxonomy places the organism in Eukaryota, Metazoa, Chordata, Actinopteri, Perciformes, Nototheniidae. Gene Ontology annotation, cellular component: membrane; cytoplasm.